CGUAUGCGUAACAGAAGUUUCCUUGAAUCGCUCUCGUCAUUUGCAGCUGCGUUACGGACAAAAGUCACUUUUCCCUCAUUGCAACAACCCGUAUCAAAGAUACCCAUUCCAAUGCCUGCAGCAGAGAAGACUAAGAAGGUCGGAGGGAACUGGAAAGCGCUACAGAAGACAAUAGCACCCUCCAGAUCCUCGAAACCCUACGACAGGCUGAAAGUGAAGAAGACCCUUGCGACUGAAGCUGACAAGAAAGCCUCUCUGCUGGCGUUCGCAGAGGAUAAUGAUAUCUCACCUGAAGACCUUGCAAAAGCCUACGGCGCCGAAGCUGUCUCGAAAAAAUCAAAAGGGAGCACACUGACAUCCUCCAAAAACACCAAGAUCGGGAGAUAUGUCGCGAUUGAUUGUGAAAUGGUCGGUGUUGGCCCGGACGGAACACAAUCAACCCUUGCACGUGUAUCUGUCGUUAACUUCCACGGCAACGAAGUCCUUGAUCUAUUUGUCCUCCCAAAAGAAAAAGUCACGGAUUAUCGAACAUUCGUUUCCGGCAUCACCCCAGCAAUGCUAAAAGCCGAAAACGGUGCCCUUCCCUUUGAAUCCGUCCAACAACGUGUUGCCGACAUCCUCCAAGACCGCAUCCUCAUCGGGCACGCCGUCCACCAUGAUCUUGCUGCUCUUCUCCUCAAACACCCUCGCUCCAGAAUCCGAGAUACGUCGCUAUACCCGCUGUAUCGUCAACUGAGUAAAGGCAAGACGCCGUCGUUAAAAAGGUUGGCCAAGGAGUUGUUGGGGAUUGAGAUUCAGAAUGUGGAGAGUAAUGAUUCUGGACGAGGACACAGUUCCGUUGAGGAUGCCAAGGCGACGAUGAGCCUAUAUCGGAGGGAGAAGGAGGGGUUUGAGAAGGAGUUCGGGGGGUUGAAGGGAGCUAGGAAGGCAAAGGAGUAGAUGUUCGGGUUGGGAUUGGGACACUGGUGGGAUGGUGGGAUGAGAAAUACGUAUAUGGGUUUGUGCUCCACAUCCAAUCCGAGACCUGGCCCGGUCUAUCUCUGGAAUUACGCACAGAACUCAUCAUAUCGCUGACAGGAGAUAGCAUGGACGUGCGAAUAUUUAUGUAGUCGUGUGUUUUACCCAGAAAGAAU
Molecule: messenger RNA, 1133 nt
Organism: Saitoella complicata NRRL Y-17804
Lineage: Eukaryota; Fungi; Ascomycota; Saitoellomycetes; Saitoellales; Saitoellaceae
Exons: 2
Coding region: 112-939 (275 amino acids)
Biological process (GO): rRNA processing
Cellular component (GO): nucleus
Molecular function (GO): nucleic acid binding; 3'-5' exonuclease activity
Source: RefSeq, a predicted model, not a curated record